AUGGCAAAAAUGUUGAUACGGACUAAGUGUAAAUAUCGUACGGCGGUUGUAAUAAGAGUGUUAUUCCUUGCGUUACCAUUCGUAUAUUAUUUGAUGUUUGGCGCAGCUGAAUAUAAAGAGAAAGAGAGAGAGAUAGAGCUGUCCGCAGAUGGACGUUUCACAUCUCGACACCUCUUGGCUUUGGAGACCAGCGGCAGGAACUGCACCCCUCCAGCGAUUCUGGAGUUUCCUCCAGAUGGACUUAAUAGGGCACAGCGACAACAAGGCUUCAUCUUUAUCCACUGCGUGAUAGCGAUAUACUGCUUCCUACUCCUCGGGGCUGUCUGCGAACAUUACUUCGUGCCAGCUAUAGAAGUAAUAUGCGAACGUUUGAAUAUGGAAUCGGACAUAGCUGGGGCCACAUUCAUGGCGGCCGCUAGCUCCAGUCCCGAGCUAUUUAUCAACUGCGUUGGCACGUUCGUUACUGAGGGGGACCUGGGGGUGGGGGCCGUGGUGGGUUCGGCGGUCUUCAACGUGCUCGCUGUGCCGGCGUGCUGCGCUCUCGUUGCUUGCAGGGCAAUCGAUCUGGACUGGUGGUCUAUAUCCCGGGACUGUCUCAUGUACGCGGUGGCUGUAUUGGCUCUGAUCCUGACCCUACUUGACGAUAUGGUGUACUGGCACGAGGCUCUCUUACUUGUGCUUAUGUACACUUUUUAUAUACUUGCUAUGGUAUUCAACACCCGUUUGGGAACGUUUGUUAAAAGCGGCUGCUGUUAUUUCAAAAAGCCAAAACAAUACACAGAAGUUACACCACUUCUGUAUAAAGAAAAGUCUAGUCCUUUGGAUGCCACGAACAGAAUAACGGUUUCCAAUCAAACAAUCAACGAUAUAGAACAGGGUACACAAUUGAAGAAACGUCAUGGUUCCACGGACUCAGAUUCCAGCGUGAGUUCCCUUUGGUCCUGGCCUGGCGACAAAUCAUCACCAGUCAAGAAGUUCUUCUGGGUGUUGACUUGGCCUCUCUGUCUGUUACUAUGGAUAACCAUACCGGAUUGCAGACGGCACCCUCGGCUGUACCCCCUCACCUUUAUAAUGUGUGUGACCUGGAUCGGAGGAGUAUCGUAUUUGGUGGCGUGGAUUAUAACUAUCAUUGGUGACACUCUGAAUGUGCCUGACAGUAUCACAGGCCUGACCAUCCUCGCAGCAGGAACCAGUCUACCUGAAGCUGUAUCCAGCGUACUCGUCACUAACCAUGGUCAUGGCACUAUGGGAAUAAGUAACUCCAUUGGCUCUAAUACAUUUGACAUCUUGCUCUGCUUGGGACUACCGUGGCUAAUAAAAUCUCUUUUCUACCCAUGCGUGCCUGGUAAUCAUUGGGUGAAAAUUAAUUCCAGCGGCCUAUCAUAUAGUGCUAUUUCACUCUUAUCCACGCUAUUCGCGCUGUACGGCUCUCUCGCACUGAAUAAAUUUCAGUUAGAUUGGAGAGUUGGCAUUACCUGCGCUGUUGUUUAUAUUGGUUACCUUGUGUUGGCAGCACUGAUAGAGUUGAAUGUACUAUUUGUUGUUAAUUUGCCCGUUUGCCCACAUUUAUAGGUGGACGAAUUGUGCAAACUGCACGACUGUACUUAAUUUAAUGUACAUGUAGUGAGAAAAUGUAUUCGUUAACUAAGCUAACACAUGAAAUGGACAAAUAGUUAUUAAUGGGUCUUGCUUAAGUACCUGAAUGAUUCAUGUUUUACCCAAUUAAAAGAUGUAUUUGGGAAGGAAAAACAGAAUGUGUAUUUGGAGAUUCUGGGAAGUAAAGUUUUUUUUAAUUAUCUUUAUUGUCUAUGUGUAUGUACCUAAUGU
This is a messenger RNA of Zerene cesonia (dogface butterfly), 1827 nucleotides long. Its product is annotated as sodium/potassium/calcium exchanger 3-like. The transcript has 11 exons. The record is from RefSeq and is a predicted model, not a curated record. Gene Ontology annotation, molecular function: calcium, potassium:sodium antiporter activity; calcium channel activity. Gene Ontology annotation, cellular component: membrane. Gene Ontology annotation, biological process: calcium ion transmembrane transport; intracellular calcium ion homeostasis. The coding region runs from base 1 to 1572 and encodes 523 amino acids. NCBI's taxonomy places the organism in Eukaryota, Metazoa, Arthropoda, Insecta, Lepidoptera, Pieridae.